Messenger RNA from Cuscuta campestris, 1073 nucleotides. NCBI's taxonomy places the organism in Eukaryota, Viridiplantae, Streptophyta, Magnoliopsida, Solanales, Convolvulaceae. The record is from the annotation of a GenBank genome assembly.
AUAUAAAGCUUAGCUUCGUUCAGCACAGACUGCUCUAGGGUUUCGGCGGGCUUAAGGAAGUGAAAAUGGCUCCGAAGAAAGGCGCUAGACCUCCGGCGGCGGUUGCACCGAAGAAGACGGAGAAGGUGGUGAACCCUCUCUUCGAGAAGCGGCCAAAGCAGUUCGGGAUCGGAGGGGCAUUGCCGCCGAAGAGGGAUCUCUCCAGAUUCGUCAAAUGGCCGCAAGUCGUUAACAUUCAGAGGAAGAGGAGGAUCCUCAAGCAGCGUUUGAAGGUCCCUCCAGCUAUCAACCAGUUCUCUAAGACCCUCGACAAGAACCUAGCGACAAACCUCUUCAAGGUGCUCCUCAAAUACAGGCCCGAGGAUAAGGCGGCCAAGAAGGAACGACUUCUUAAGAGGGCACAGGCUGAGAGUGAGGGAAAGGUUCCUGAACUGAAGAAGCCCAUUGUUGUCAAGUAUGGGCUCAAGCAUGUCACCUACCUUAUUGAGCAGAAUAAAGCUCAAUUGGUAGUUAUUGCCCAUGAUGUGGAUCCUAUUGAGCUGGUUGUCUGGCUUCCAGCUUUGUGCAGGAAAAUGGAAAUUCCUUAUUGUAUUGUAAAGGGAAAAGCAAGAUUGGGUGCUAUUGUCCACAAGAAGACUGCAUCAGUUUUAUGUCUGACCUCAGUGAAGAACGAGGACAAGAUGGAAUUCUCCAAGAUUUUGGAAGCAAUUAAGGCCAACUUCAAUGAUAAGUUUGAAGAGAACCGCAAGAAGUGGGGAGGUGGAAUCAUGGGCUCAAAAUCACAAGCCAAGACAAAGGCAAAGGAGAAGCUUCUUCAGAAGGAAGCUGCUCAGAGAUUGACCUGAGUAUAAUAUUCUCUUUUAGUGUUUUUAUGAAGUCGAAGUUUUGCUGUUAUUCAGACACACUGAAACCCAACCAUCUUUUCUUUCCCUUGUCUAAGCAGUGCUAUAUUUUGUUGUUGUUCCAUUGUCCUCUAAAUUAUGCAUACCAAGUAUAUUGACUUGCUCAUGUUUGUGCUUAUUUUGUCUUGCUUAGGAUUUACUGCUCAUCUUCUGUGUUACCUUUGUGCCUGG